Mauremys reevesii (Reeves's turtle) is the source of this 3114-nucleotide messenger RNA. RefSeq names its product RIPOR family member 3 (gene RIPOR3). Bases 88 to 2937 code for a protein of 949 amino acids. The record is from RefSeq and is a predicted model, not a curated record. The transcript has 22 exons. NCBI's taxonomy places the organism in Eukaryota, Metazoa, Chordata, Testudines, Geoemydidae.
CAGACGGCGCACGCCCGGCGGAAGGUGCGGGGCCCGGCUCCCUCCCGCGCUGAAGGCAGAAGGCCACAGACUUCCUGACUGGUUAUCAUGUCAGUGAAAUUGACAUUUGUCUCUCCCAGUGAUGGAGGUGGAAUCAGCAGGAGCUGUUCCUUUGCUGGAUUCAGCACGGUGCAAAGCAGAAAGUUAGCAAAGUCUCUCAGCAGGAAUUCAGUGAGGUCUAAAAUGUCUGUGAAAUCCUCCAAAAUGUAUCCCUCCCUGCAGAGAGGGGCUGUCAUCUGGGAUCCAAAACCACAGCAGGUGAAGAAAAUUUUUGAAGCUUUGAAGAAAGGACUUAAUGAAUACCUGCAAGUGCAUCAGGCUGAGUUGGAUUAUCUCUCUGCUCGACACAAAGAUACAAAAAGGAACUCCAGACUGGCUUUCUAUUAUGAUCUGGAUAAGCAAAUUCGCUCUGUUGAAAGGUACAUCAGAAAACUGGAAUUUCAUAUAAGCAAGGUAGAAGAACUAUAUGAAACUUACUGCAUCCAGUGCAGGCUGCGAGAUGGGGCCUCUAAUAUGAAACAUGCCUUCUCCUUGACUCCCUCCACCAAAGCCUCCAGAGAGAGCCUGGUAGAACUUUAUAAGAACCUCCAAGAAUGCACAGAGGAUAUGUGUCUGAUUGAAGGGGCACUGGAGGUGCACUUGGGAGAAUUUCACUUGAAAAUGAAAGGGUUGGUGGGCUACGCACGCCUCUGCCCAGGGGACCAAUAUGAGGUGUUUGUGCGACUGGGACGCCAGAAGUGGAAGCUGAAGGGCAAGAUUGAGACGGAUGACAGCCAAACAUGGGAUGAGGAAGAGAAGGUUUUUAUACCCAACCUCCAUGAGAAGCUUGAAAUAAAGGUCACAGAGCUGCGGGGACUGACCACGAUUCUCGUUGGUGUGGUAACGUGUGACAGCAUCGACUUCUUUACAACCAGGCCUCAGGCGAUCAUUGUGGAUAUAACUGAGCUAGGCACCAUCAAGCUACAGCUGGAGGUUGUCUGGAACCCAUUUGACACAGAGAACCUGUUUUUGUCGCCUGGAACUACUGCCAAGUUUUCUCUGGGUAGUAGGAAAAGCUCCUUAUACAGCUGGACUCCGCCGAACACUCCCAGCUUCAGAGAGAAAUAUUAUCUCUCUGUUUUGCAGCAACGGCUGAACCAAGGUGGCAUAAACGACGAGGCGCGAGCCCCCUGCAUACUGAGCUACUUGGCUGACUGUGACUUUGAUGUGCAUCUAAGGAAUGACAAUGACAGCUCUGCAGAGACUGACUCCUUCAGCUCCCAGGAUCGGAAAGGAACAGAAACCAGAAAUGUGACUCCAGCUUCAGACCACAGGACCCUGCCAUUGGUUCUUGUACAGGACGCCUGUGCAGAAGGAAGACAACAUAAGUCUCCAAACCACACAACUCUAGAUAUCCUGAAAGAGACGCCCUCCAUGGAUGGAGCUCCAAAUAGCCCAUCCAGCCCAUGGGACAUUAGCAAAGAUGGCAGAGAUUCCAUCGGCCAGCACUGGAGUCACCGGCCUGUGGAACAAGAAAAUUUCCUGUCUGUUGAUCGGAAAAGCUUGAACACUGAAGAUGACAGAAAACCAGCUGGAAGCGCCAAAGCAGUUGAGAAACUCCUUCAAGAAGUGUUAAAUUUGCUGAAGUCACAGAAUCCAGGGCAAACCCAAGUGGAGGAAUUGGAGUACCAAGUUUUAUGCAUCAGGGACAAAUUAAAGCUGAAGACGUCUCAUCAGAAACAUUCAUCCAUGGAGAGUCUGAUGGUGGAGAUGGUGCUGGAAAGUUUUGACUUUUUAAACACGGACUGCAGUGCUGAUGAGCUUUCCUUAUUUGGAAGCAUAAGGACAGAUGCUACCAGCACUUACAAUGACAACAUACUGGGCUAUGACAGGAAAACAGAAAUGAAAGAGUUAACCACAGGGAAUGAUGAUUUAGACAAACUUCUGAUAGUUCAUCUGCAGUUGUGCAAAGCUCUCUUGCAGAAACUGGUUUCACCAAACAUAGCCCGAAUUGUCCAGGAGAGCCUUUUGGAAGAAGUGUCACGGCAGAAACAAGUGCUGGAAACUGUCUCAAAGCUCUGUGUUCUGGAAGUUGGGAGCUUCACCUCUAUUGAAGAGGUUAUUCAUAAGGCGAAAAAGCAGAAGCAGUGUCUGAAAAUCUGGAGUGAAUUCACAGAGCCAGGAAAUAUCUUGUUCUGUUCAGCAGAAAAAUUCCAGAAUCCACUGAAAUACAUAUUAAUGUUCAAAGUGAAGGAGAAAUAUCCAGGACACCUAGAAGCAGUGCUGCGAAGGCUGCUGGAGCAGAUCAUCACCUGCAGCGGGUUGCUCCCCUCUGGGAGCCCCCCUGAAGAACUGCUUACCUUAUUCCAGUUUCACAGCUACCUGGAAAAAGAGCGUGUUACCAACCUGGAGAAGCACUUGGCAGAACUCAUCAAAGAAGUGAUGCUAAUUGAGGAGUUACAGUGUCCCGGGCGACUUAAGAAAAUCAAGAAAUUAAAAGGGAAGCGACUGAGCCAGCUCCAGCCUCUACCCCAAACUUUACGGCUGCUCGGGAUUCUGCAGCUAGAUGACAACCGCCACGUCAGCAAAGCAGCAACGUCCUGUCUCUCUCGGGCGGCAAUGAAUAAGAAUUUCAGGGAGAAGGCGCUGCUUUUUUACACGGAUAUUUUAGCUGAAUGUGAUGCAAAAAUACAGCAAGCUGCAUGUCUGGCUCUCAAAAACCUCAGAGCUACAGAAAGCAUUGAGCAGAUUGCCAGCCUGUGUCAGUCUGAAACAGAGGAUGUACGGAACGCUGCCAGGGAAACAACACUGUCAUUUGGUGAAAAAGGAAGACUAGCCUUUGAAAAAAUGGACAGAGUUUGCUGUGAGUUGAGAGAGACUGUAUACCAAGAAGCUGAAAUUGAAAUCACAAUAUUUUAACUAAGGCAAUGCUGAAUCUGACCUACAGCCCAGGUGGCUACAAAAGGAGUUGGUUUCCAUGGUAUAUUUUCCAGUUACCACUAGGUGGUUAAGUUAGUGCACACAGGUAUCUAGCAGAAGAUUGAGUGGGAGCAUCCACGUGGGACAGCGCUUCCAGUUAGGACUAAAAAAAAAAAA